Molecule: messenger RNA, 5026 nt
Organism: Aegilops tauschii subsp. strangulata
Lineage: Eukaryota; Viridiplantae; Streptophyta; Magnoliopsida; Poales; Poaceae
Product: G-type lectin S-receptor-like serine/threonine-protein kinase B120
Biological process (GO): protein phosphorylation; recognition of pollen
Cellular component (GO): plasma membrane
Molecular function (GO): protein serine/threonine kinase activity; ATP binding
Source: RefSeq, a predicted model, not a curated record
GGAACAAGACAUUCGAAUGCACAUGACUGACGCGAAUUAUUCUGUAGAUGGAUGCAAUUCUUUUUCCAUGUACUCUUGAACAUUCAAGUUCUUCCGGAAGUUGUGUCAUACAUUUCUAACAUUAAAUCUUUCUAUAUGCUCUUCAACACCACCCUACUUCCUAACAAAUGAUGCGGGAAACCCUCGGGUAUAAUGUUAACUCUACCAUGUCUAAAAUGGUCCCAUGAGGUUGUCAUGACAUCUUUGUCACUGUCACCCUGUUAUUCAUCCUCCUAGUCGUGCUGUCGUUGUGUGUGCUCGACCAACCACCAACGAUUUUGUCAGAUGAUAAUUGGUGCCUUCACCAUGGUCUUCUGAAGCACGUGGAGGUAAAACUAAUUUCCUUUAUGAGUGUCCAAGUCGACCUGGAAACAGUUAAUCCUCAGUCAACUGUUAGUAGCCCUUGGAUCAAAAUUUUCCUUUUCUUUUCCAAUUGCACGAAUCGGACGUUUUGACCGAACAUUGUGAGUGUUCAGUCGCCUUAGGAAUAGUAAAACCCUUUUGAAAAAUGACGUUUGGAUUCAUACCGCGCGCCGUGGUUUGACCAGCUGAGUUCACACCAACGACGCCGCUCUUACGUGGACAGCUGAAAUGUCAACUCCAAGGUACUGUCAACUCGAACCAGAAUUCAAAGCUUUGCAUUUUUCAGUCGCCCCUUUCAUUAUCAAUCUGACGUGAGUGCUGGAUCCGGUCACCAAUUUGUUAAGAAAUUAACACUAACCCUUUGUUGCUUGUGAAGACCAAGCAUCGAUCCAGACUUUGCACUUUAACUAACAGCAUGUCAGCAUCAGCACCAGAAGUACUGAACAAGCUACGAUUAGUACAUUCUCCUUGCCAGAGCACGUACUGCAGAAGACUGCGGCCUGAUCGAUCCAUGGAUUGGCCAGCUCUCACCUGCUACACUGCGGCCCUGAUCAUUCUCUUCCUGCCGUUGCGGGCGUCCGACGAUCGGCUUGUCCCAGGCGAGCGGCUCUUCCCUGGCACCACCAUCAUCUCCGAUGACGGUACCUUUGCCUUGGGCUUCUUCAGCCCCUCCAACUCAACUCCGGCCAGCCUGUACUUGGGCAUAUGGUACAACGGCAUACCGGAGCUCACUUUUGUGUGGGUCGCCAACAGGGAGACGUCGGUCACCAACAGCACUUCCUCUGUGCCGACACUCUCCCUCACCAACACCUCCAACCUCGUUCUCUCUGAUGGUAGCAGCGGCCGUGUCGUUUGGACGACUGAUGUGGCCGAUGCCUCGAGCUCCGUUGCAGCAGCAGCGGUGCUUGAGAACACCGGCAACCUCGUCGUCCGGUCACUGAAUGGCACCAUGCUGUGGCAGAGCUUCGACCACCUCACCGACACGUUCCUUCCUGAAAUGAAGAUACGGAUCAGCUAUGCCACGCGCGGCACCGGCAUCCGCCUGGUGUCCUGGAAGGGGCCCGACGACCCAUCAUCGGGGAGCUUCUCCUACGGAGGCGACCCGGACACGCUCCUCCAGUUAUUCCUCUGGGAUGGGGCGCGCCCGGUGGCCCGCAGAGGGCCAUGGACGGGGUACCUGGUGAAAGGCGAGCACCGAUACCAGCAGGUUAACGGCAGCUUGGCCGUCAUCAUCUACAUGGCCAUCGUCGACAACGAGGAGGAGAUCUACACCACUUACACCGUAUCUGCUGGCGCCCCACGCACCAGGUAUGUGGUGACAUACACUGGAGAUUAUCAGCUCCAGAGCUGGAGUAGCAGCUCCUCCUCAUGGAUUAUCCUCGACAAAUGGCCGUCCACUGAAUGCAACCGGUAUGGAUUUUGUGGUCCGUACGGCUACUGUGACCAGACAGCGACGCCCAUGCCAUUGUGCAAAUGCCUUGAUGGCUUUGAGCCAGCAAGCACAGAUGAGUGGGCAGCUGGUAGGUUCUCGGCAGGGUGCCGGCGAAAGAAGGCACUGCACGGAUGCGGUGACGGCUUCUUGGCCUUGGAAGAGAUGAAGGCACCAGAUAGGUUCACAAUUUCGGGCAGGAACAUGAGCACAUUGGAGGAGUGUGCAUCGGAGUGCAGUCGCAACUGCUCCUGCGUGGCAUAUGCAUUCGUCAACCUAGGCAAUGGCAGGUCCGGAGGAGAUGUGACGCGAUGCUUAUUGUGGGCGGGGGAGUUGAUUGACACAGCAAAGUUUGGCCAAGGGCUUGGCAGCGUCACGCUAUAUCUCCGGCUUGCAGGCUUAGAUGUAGCAGCUGGUAAAAGGAGAAAGAGUACUGCAUCAAUGAUUAUACUGGCAAUUUUGGGAACCGGAGUUGUGGUAUUCCUAUGCAUUUUCGUGGCAUGGCUAAAAUUCAAAGGCAAGAACAGAAAAUGGAGAAAACACAAGAAGCCUACAUUUGAUGGUAUAAGUACCUCUUAUGAACCAGGGGAAGGAGGCCUUCCGCAUGAUCAUGAAUUUCCAUUUGUAAGUUUCGAGGAAAUUUCUCUAGCAACAAACAAUUUCUCCGAGACAUGUAUGAUUGGACAGGGAGGAUUUGGCAAGGUCUACAAGGGAUUAUUAGGUGGGCAAGAAGUUGCUGUCAAGAGGCUAAGUAGUGAUUCUCAACAAGGAACAAAGGAAUUCAGGAAUGAAGUAAUUUUAAUUGCCAAAUUGCAACACAGAAACUUGGUUCGACUUCUCGGAUGUUGUGGGGAGGGAGAUGAAAAGUUGCUGAUCUAUGAGUAUCUUCCUAACAAAAGCUUAGAUGCUACCCUUUUUGAUGAUUCAAGGAGAAUGAUGUUGGAUUGGACAUCACGGUUUAAUAUAAUCAAAGGGGUCGCUAGGGGACUUUUGUAUCUCCACCAAGAUUCAAGACUAACUAUAAUUCAUAGGGAUCUCAAAGCCGGAAAUGUUUUGCUAGAUGUGGAGAUGAAACCGAAGAUAGCAGACUUCGGUAUGGCGAGGAUCUUUGGCAAUAACCAACAAGAUGCAAGCACCCAACGUGUUGUGGGAACAUAUGGAUACAUGGCCCCAGAAUAUGCAAUGGAAGGUGUCUUCUCCACCAAGUCUGAUGUCUACAGCUUUGGUGUGCUAGUACUUGAGGUCGUGACUGGUAUAAAAAGAAGCUCCAAUAGUCACAUCAUGGGCUUCCCUAGCCUCAUUGUGUACUCAUGGAAUAUGUGGAUGGAAGGAAAGACGGAGGAACUGGUCGACUCAUAUGCCAUGGAUACUUGUUCACUGGAUGAAGUUUUGAUUUGCAUCCAUGUAGCACUCCUGUGUGUCCAGGAUAAUCCAGAUGACAGGCCACUCAUGUCGUCCGUUGUGUUCAUCCUAGAGAACGGAAGCAACACACUUCCAUUCCCCACUUGCCCUGCCUACUUUACACGUCGACAUGCAGAAAUGGAGCAAAUUAGAGAUGAUAUCCAGAACUCCGGGACCAGUUUUACUCUCACUGAGAUUGAGGGGAGAUGAAAUAACUAUAAUUUUAUUUAGACAUGUUGCAGCGCCUUUCCAAGAAAAACAUCUUCCAAUUGUUUUCCGGAUGGUCAAGCUUCAGCUGUUUGGAAGUCAUCAUCUUCAAAAAAAUAUUGUAUUUCAUUUUGUUGCCUUGUUUAUAUGGAAAGAAAAUAAAAAUACUUAGAUAAUAUCAUGAACUUUCAAACUGACAACAUAACAGCAAAAGGACUCAAUGGAUUAAUUAGGUAGGGAGUUGCUUUCACUGACAACAUAAUAUCAUGAACUUUCAAACUGACAACAUAACAUUAGAAUGCACAUUUGUGUUUACCUUGAAGAGAGAAACCCACGUACUUGUUCAUUCGGCCCACUGGUGACAGGUCUGCUCGUCAAAUCCUGGAAGUUGGAUGUGGUUUCUAAUCUUCUAUCCAUCUUUUCCGCACGAGGGCGCCAUUGCUGCACUGGGGAAGUUCAUAAAGGAGCAACAUCGCAAUCGAAAUUGAUUAAUGUCGGCAUUUUCAGGCUGCAACGCACGACUAUGCGCAUGAGCACAAGGGGUUGUGCGGUUAGUGCCUUCACUGAUGUUUAUUGUACAAUAUUGAUCUGCAUAUUUUUUUAGGUCGAUCUCUAUACUACUAAAUUUCUUUUCUACUCCCUCCGUCCUAUAAUAUAAGAGCAUUUUUGACACUACACUAGUGUAAAAAACGCUCUUAUAUUAUGAGACGGAGGGAGUAUAAUACAUACUACAAACUAACUUGAUUUAUAUGGAAUUACCACAUGAGCGGCAAUUUUAUUUAAUCCUCGCUAAUUUGUAUGUAGCAUGAUGCACUGGUGCUUGAAUUCAGAUUUAUUUUAUCAUAAAUUUUGUGUGUGUGAUGAUGAAGCAAAAUAUAGUUUGUACUUUUGACGACCGAGUUGUUUAAGCUAAAUCAAUGAACAACUAUGGACGAAAUAGCACCAAUCCUAAUUCAACAAAUGAGCACUCCUCAGCAAAAAAAAGAAGUUUAGGACAACAAUAUAUUUGUUCUGUCUUUUUUUUUCUCCAUGUCGUCUCUUCGCCCCACCCCCACCCCACCCUCCAAUGUCUAAAUCGUGGCUCCGCCCCUGAACCACCGGUCUGGUGGUCCAUGUGUCUUCUUUUUGUAGAUUAUUGUUUCAUCGGGAGGUGGCAUAAUACGUCUUUGGUGAUUCUGUUAACAUUCACUUUUCAUGACUCUAAUCUUCCGUAAGCAUGCUAGAACGACGGGGUUGGACAAAGUUAGAGCGUGAUAUUUAGUGUAUGACAAGCAUUUUAGUGAUGUGAAUCUGCAGUUUCUGGGCUGAUUUGACGAAGUAAGCAUUAGGCAGAAAGGAGCCCACAUUUCCAUCCUAGUCAGCAGUGGGACAGAUCGAAUAUGCAGAAGUGAACUAGCCACCCAGCCAGGUAUCCACAGCAUGAUAGAUGGAAGAGGAAUGAACGGAGGAGGGAGAAAGAUUUCUGUGGGAUUUGGGGAUUUCACCGGCGCGGGACGUUUUUAUUUACCUGAAGAGCAUUAUGAUUAGCUGCCUGUUCCCCUAAAAAAAGAUUAGCUGUCUAUUUGUUUUUGUAAUGUUUCACGACUG